UAACAAAUUGACAGCGCUUCCAAUUGAUCACUUGUGCAUUUGCAUAUCAAGUUGUGGUGUAAACCCUUAAUUCUUCGUAAAAACCAAAUAUAUUUCCUAAUUCAAAGGAUGAAUCUAUCUCCUGGUGCGAAGGAACGACUAGGCGUUGUAUUCGAAGUGGUUAAGACCACCUUCCAUUGGGGCUUCGUUCCAGCUGUGUUGUAUCUUGGUUUCCGGAAAGGAUCCGAAGCGGGAAUGCCUCCGUUGUCCGUCAUGAGUUUACUUUGGCAAUAGAUGUAAUAAGGAGUGUAUAUAAUCAAUAAAACGAAAAGGCAACAUGAA
Messenger RNA from Toxorhynchites rutilus septentrionalis, 321 nucleotides. RefSeq names its product mitochondrial import receptor subunit TOM7 homolog (gene Tom7). Gene Ontology annotation, cellular component: mitochondrial outer membrane translocase complex. Bases 109 to 273 code for a protein of 54 amino acids. The transcript is spliced from 2 exons. Gene Ontology annotation, biological process: protein import into mitochondrial matrix. Lineage: Eukaryota; Metazoa; Arthropoda; Insecta; Diptera; Culicidae. The record is from RefSeq and is a predicted model, not a curated record.